AUUUGCUUUAUAGCCCUAGCCUUUCCCAUUCUGAUUUUAAAAAUUCUUUUUUUUGUGGUAGUAAUAAAGACAAUUCCGAUUAGGUUGAAAUAGAAAAUAAACCCAUAAAAAAAAGAUGGAACCUUGAACAGCUUCGAGGUGGUCAUACGUUCUUGUCACUACAAUCUGGCACAAAUAAAUUCGAUUCCCAAAAAGGAAUGACCGCUCCAGGAAUGCCCCGAUGGAAUAUCACAAAGGAUAAGCAUUUAAGAUUUAUCGAACCUGAUAGGCGCAGUGAAGAAUUUUUGAGGGCACAGUAUGGAACAAACCAAUAUGCUUCGCAAAAAGGAUUAACUCCUAUUGGAGCGAACCGUUAUCAGGUUCCAAAGAUUGUUUAUAAAAAGGAAUGGGAAACAGGCCUCGAUAAACGAAGCGAAAGGAUUAUGCCGAAACAAUCGGGAGAUUUUGGAUUGGCGACACAAUCUGGGGAGAGAUCAAUGGGGUCACAUAGGAAUCAAGUUACAAAUGUUCGAGGGCGCCUACCACGAGAUCGUCGAACCCAUGGCGUGCUCUGUUAUCAAUAUGGCACAAAUCUUUUCGCAUCACAAAGUGGAAUGAGUGCUCCACCAGGUAUAGGUGCAGUACGCCAGGCUACAAUGGAGAUUGAAGGGCUAGCGCUCAGUGAAGAAAAUAUGCGCAAAGGAACCAAAUUGGUACCUUGGUACUCUGGCCAGAACAAAUUUGCUAGCCAAGCUGGUUCUGGUGGCUUCUUUAAAGUUCGCGAUGUCCUGCCGCACACUGAGGGUGGUAAACAAAUAAAUGAAGAAUUAAGGAUGAAAUCGGAAGGAAUUGUGCCUCUACAAGCAGGCACCAAUAAAUUAGCAUCACAGAGAGGAAUGACUGGUUUCGGUACUCCAAGAGAUGUCCUCAGUAAAAUAGGAUGGAAGAAAGAAAGGAUCGAAGAAUAUGAAAAAGCGUUAAAGGAAUGGGAGGAAACGAAACUGCCAGGUUCUGCUUCAUCUAUAGAUCCAUUCGGCCAUUAUAAGCAAAAAUUCGAAGAAAGACACCUUGAGAGAUCUACUUCGGAAGAUUCGCAGAAAAUUGACGAAGCAAUGAAGGAAACAAUGAAUCAUGCACUAUGUGAUGGAUCAGUAAUAAAUU
Messenger RNA from Dracunculus medinensis (Guinea worm), 1140 nucleotides. NCBI's taxonomy places the organism in Eukaryota, Metazoa, Nematoda, Chromadorea, Rhabditida, Dracunculidae. The record is from the annotation of a GenBank genome assembly.